Molecule: messenger RNA, 997 nt
Organism: Triticum aestivum (bread wheat)
Lineage: Eukaryota; Viridiplantae; Streptophyta; Magnoliopsida; Poales; Poaceae
Exons: 3
Coding region: 1-750 (249 amino acids)
Source: RefSeq, a predicted model, not a curated record
AUGGACGGCGUGGAUCGACGGGUGGGCCGGUGCGCGGACGGCGGCUGUGAUGGGCCGCCGCAUCGCACGAAGCCGCCAGGUUGGGCCGAUGCAGGAGUCUGGUCAGAGCAGGGCGACAACGGCCGACGCAGGACGACGGGCAGGCCGAUGCCCGGACGGUGGCUGGACCUGACGGGCCACCUCGGCACGCGUGGCCGUCGGCUCCUGAACACCCGCUCCCAGCGCAACCGUGGGGACGGUGCCCAGCCACACACACCGAGCAACGCCCGCAACCGUCGUGACUCCAGGCUAAAUCCGGCAACCCAUCGCCGCCUUUUAAAGCGCGCGCCGCCGCGCCUCUCCUCCCGCUCGCCAGACUCCAGCGAAAAGGAAAAGCUCCUGCACGUACCCCACGUUCCUGCCGCCUCCACACCACCCGCCGCCUACAGCAUAACCAGCACGGUCAUGGCGCGCGUGUCGCUGAUGCUCGCCGCCGCGGUGCUCGCGUGCGCGCUGCUCGCUACCAGGCAUGCGGCCCCCGCCCCCGGCGGCUUCGCGUGCAACCCGCUCAAGGACAAGACGUGCAAGCUGGGGGAACCCAAGGCGCCGGAGGACACGGAGGAGGAGGGCGGGCUCGGCACGAAGCUGCCGUCCCUGACGUCGGUCUCCAUUCCUGGUGCCGGCAAGGUCGACCGCGACGGCGAUGGAGAUACCGACGAGGACGACGAGCUGCCGUCGUUCGACACCCACAUGACCAUCCUCGGCCACUGAGAGGAUCCAAGCCUGACUUCUAAGCGCAUGGUUGUAGUAUCUUCUUGCAUUUGCGUUGCUUGUGUAGUUGUGUUGCUGCCCAGAAGAAAGAAACAGAAAAAGGAAAGGUAUGAGAGAGUGAGCGUGUCACGAUGAUCCCCGCUAGCUGAUGACGAAAUUUGCCAGUUGCUCUUGUUUCUUGUUAAUAUCGUUCAAGUUCAGAUAUUAGUUCUAAAUUCUAGUUGAUUUGGCCUCGUUUUGGUCUUCC